Scomber japonicus (chub mackerel) is the source of this 1902-nucleotide messenger RNA. Its product is annotated as aminoacylase-1-like. The record is from RefSeq and is a predicted model, not a curated record. NCBI's taxonomy places the organism in Eukaryota, Metazoa, Chordata, Actinopteri, Scombriformes, Scombridae. The transcript is spliced from 15 exons. Gene Ontology annotation, molecular function: aminoacylase activity. Gene Ontology annotation, biological process: amino acid metabolic process. The coding region runs from base 162 to 1421 and encodes 419 amino acids. Gene Ontology annotation, cellular component: cytoplasm.
GGUUUUUCAAUCUCUUCAGUCAGGAUCCAGGACAUUCAUUUUGCAGCAGGAACAUGCGCAGUCAGCAGCAGUCAGCUGACAAACACACACUGACACAGAGACACACAGAGGCUGCUUCACCUGACGACAAGUUCACUGACCGGGAGUGAAGACGUCGUGUCAUGCUGCCUGAUAAAGAUGGUCCAGCUGUCGGAGGUGGACAGAGCUCUGCUGCGGGAGAGGACCUCUCUGUGACCCUGUUUAGAGAGUACCUCCGCCUCAAAACUGUCCACCCAGAGCCCGACUACGAUGCUGCUCUUAGGUUCCUGGACAGAAUUGCGGAGGAGCUUGGGCUACCCAUAAAAAAGAUUGAGGUUUGUCCAGGCAGAGUCGUGGCGAUCAUGACCUGGGAGGGGACGAACCCGGCCUUGAAAUCCAUCUUACUGAAUUCCCACACAGAUGUUGUGCCUGUCUUCCAGGAACAUUGGAAAUACGAUGCUUUCAGUGCUUUCAAAGAUGCAGAGGGCAACAUUUAUGCCCGGGGAACACAGGACAUGAAAUGUGUAACUAUACAGUACAUCCAGGCAGUCAGAAGACUGAAGGCAGAGGGACGGAAAAUGUUGCGCACUGUGCAUUUAAUGUUUGUUCCUGAUGAAGAAGUUGGAGGUCACAAGGGAAUGGAAACAUUUGUGACGCAUCCAGAGUUCCAAAAAUUAAACAUUGGCUUUGCCCUCGACGAAGGUCUUGCCAACCCCACUGAGGCCUUCACUGUGUUUUAUGGAGAGAGGAACCCUUGGUGGAUUACAAUCCACUGCCCAGGAAGUCCAGGCCAUGGGUCAAGGUUUGUGGAGAACACCGCUGCCGAGAAGCUGCGCCAAAUCAUAAACUCUUUCCUGGACUUCAGAGAGAAGGAGAAACACAGGCUAAACACCAGUGAGUGUUUCACGCUAGGUGACGUCACCACAGUAAAUAUGACCAUGGUAAAAGGGGGCGUGGCCUACAAUGUCAUCCCAGCUGAAAUGGAUGUCAGCUUCGACCUAAGAAUACCACCUACAGUAAACCUACAGGAGUUUGAAAAACAGAUCAAACAGUGGUGUAAGGAAGCAGGGGAAGACGUCACUUAUGAGUUUGCUCAGAAACACAUGAACCAAAAUGUGACAUCGACAGAGGAGCGUGAUCCUUGGUGGAGCGCCUUCAGUGGAGCCUGCAAGGCAAUGAAUAUGACUCUGGAAAAAGAGAUAUUUCCAGCCGCCACAGAUAGUCGUUUUAUUCGUGCGGUGGGUAUCCCUGCUAUUGGCUUUUCCCCGAUGAACCGGACACCAAUCCUGCUGCACGAUCACAAUGAGUAUCUGAACGAGGACGUCUUCCUGAAAGGCAUCGAGGUAUACGAAAGGCUAAUCCCAGCUAUCGCCAGCGUACCUGCCCUUCCCGCUGAGGCAUAGACAAGUUCUCUAUUAAUGCUCUCUCAAACAUAUUUCACUGAUUAUCUUAAUCUUUAACUUGAAGGAGAUUGCAGAGAUUACCAAAGAAGAAGAAGAAUAAUGUAUAUCAUUAAGCCAAACUGAGCACUUAGCCUUUGGUAUUAUUGAUUUUUAAAAUUAUUUUUAUGAUUCUCAGGAUAAAUGCACAGCAAACUUUGCAUUAUUCAGUAUUGCAGCAGUUUAACAGCAUACUGACUGUUUGUUAACAUUGUUGAUUGAGUGCACCUGUGAGUAUGCAGUCUUAAAAUAAUAUCACCCUACUAUGUAAACCACGUUUCCUAUUAGUAUGGAAAAAAAAUCAAUAUACAUUUAUGUGGAGAUGACUUUGAUUGAUACAUUCUUUGAUCAAAUGCCAUUUAAUUGCCACUGAUUAAAUUUUGUUUGAUUUUAAAAGUAGCUUUCCAUAGAUAGAAUUUUAUUUAAUAAACUGGAAUUGAAUAAA